Molecule: messenger RNA, 1425 nt
Organism: Desarmillaria tabescens
Lineage: Eukaryota; Fungi; Basidiomycota; Agaricomycetes; Agaricales; Physalacriaceae
Product: Smg-4/UPF3 family-domain-containing protein
Exons: 5
Coding region: 1-1425 (474 amino acids)
Biological process (GO): positive regulation of translation; nuclear-transcribed mRNA catabolic process, nonsense-mediated decay
Cellular component (GO): nucleolus; cytoplasm
Molecular function (GO): mRNA binding
Source: RefSeq, a predicted model, not a curated record
AUGUCUAGCGUAAUUCCCGCGAAAUCCUCCCCUUCCAAGAACAAGAAGAAUCGUGAUAAAGACAAGGAGAAGAAGGAAAGGGCGCUAUCACAAGCGGCACCCACCGAGCGUCUCAAAACUGUUGUACGACGGCUACCCCCCAAUCUACCCGAGGAGAUAUUCUGGCAGAGCGUGCAGACAUGGGUCACGGACGGGACUGUGAUCUGGAAGACUUACUAUCCGGGCAAGUUUAGGAAACGCUUGAACAAGGAGAAUAUCCCAUCUCGUGCAUAUAUCGCAUUCAAGACUGAAGAACAAGUAGCGGAAUUCGGCCAGAGAUUUGACGGCCAUGUAUUCAAAGACAAAGCUGGGACUGAGUCUCAAGCUGUGGUGGAAUUUGCGCCAUACCAGAAGGUACCUACAGAGAAGAAGAAACCGGAUGCAAGGGUUGGUACCAUUGAGAAAGAUGAAGAUUACAUAUCCUUUAUAGAGUCCUUGAACGCGGCUAACAAUGCCGAACUUGUUUCCGUCGAGGCUCUCGUCGCCUCGGCUCAGCCAGUUCCACAGCCCAAGACCACAGCUCUGCUAGAAGCAUUAAAGGCAGAGAAGAACGCGGUCAAGGAGAAAGAAAUUAUACCUCGCAUUCAGAUCAAGGAACCGAUAAAUGGCAGGAAUGAUUCGAAGAAGAAAGGUGGCCCUCAGAACCAGAAACCUGUCGAAACACCGAAGAAGGGCGCUUCAAAGGCUCCCCCAGCGGCGGCCCCCACGGCGAAUGCAAACCAGAAGAAUGCACCCAAAGGUGCUGCUCCAUCUUCCAAUGCGCCUGCAAAGGCUCCCAAGGCUCCCAGAGCGCGCAACCAACCAGCCCAGCAACCUCCGAAGGUUCCUGCGACUCUCAACACCUCUGUGCCUCUCUCUGUUGGUGCAAGUUCUCCAUCGACAAGUACCGCUCAGCCUCCUCCCUCUCCUGCAGCUGCCGCUCGUCGUACGCGGCCUAUCGUCGGGCUGGCGUCCAGGCAAUUUGAAGCGGCUUUGAAUGGAGCUGGCGUAGCACCCGGUGAACGGCGUCCCCGUCGUGGGGAGAAAGAGAAGGAAGCUGGGGCUAGCAAGGAGCCAGCUGAGCAGCGCGAGGUCAAAGAAAGACCGAUCUCCCCGAAGAAAGAGAGAGGCGGAAGGCGCGGUGCUCCUGCGAACGGUGGUGAAGCCUCUGUCAAAGUCCCCAGCAUUUUGAAGCGGGAUUCCCCUAAAGCGACAACGCUGAACAUCAACGGAAAUGAAGGAGCGGGAGGGAACCCUGUUAUCGUGAACAAGCUUGAAAAGAGUAACCCGAGUAAUGACAGUCAUUCCCUCCCGGCUUCGGUGAUGCCAAACAUUGUCCUUGGUCGUGGCGGAGGCAGGCGAGGAAGAGGCAGGGGCCGAGUCUUUACCGGCAUGCGUGGAGGAUAA